Brettanomyces nanus is the source of this 321-nucleotide messenger RNA. RefSeq names its product 60S ribosomal protein L43A (gene RPL43A). The record is from RefSeq and is a predicted model, not a curated record. Gene Ontology annotation, molecular function: structural constituent of ribosome. Gene Ontology annotation, biological process: translation. Bases 1 to 321 code for a protein of 106 amino acids. Gene Ontology annotation, cellular component: ribosome. The transcript is spliced from 2 exons. Lineage: Eukaryota; Fungi; Ascomycota; Pichiomycetes; Pichiales; Pichiaceae.
AUGCAGAUUUUGAUAUUUUUCAAGGGCUUGCCUUCUACCGGGAGGGCUAAGAGAACUAAAAAGGUCGGAAUCACUGGUAAGUACGGUGUCAGAUACGGUUCUUCUUUGAGAAGACAGUGUAAGAAGCUCGAGAUCCAGCAACAUUCCAAGUAUGAUUGCUCUUUCUGCGGUAAGAAGACUGUCAAGAGAGAUUCUACUGGUAUUUGGACUUGUAAGUCUUGCAAGAAAACUGUUGCCGGUGGUGCAUACACCAUCUCCACAGCUGCCGCUGCUACUAUCAGAUCUACAAUCAGACGUUUGAGAGAGUUGGCUGAGGCUUAA